Messenger RNA from Haemorhous mexicanus (house finch), 3258 nucleotides. It is a transcript of the gene METTL14, whose product is annotated as methyltransferase 14, N6-adenosine-methyltransferase subunit. Bases 712 to 2091 code for a protein of 459 amino acids. The record is from RefSeq and is a predicted model, not a curated record. The transcript is spliced from 14 exons. Gene Ontology annotation, molecular function: mRNA binding. Gene Ontology annotation, cellular component: RNA N6-methyladenosine methyltransferase complex; nucleus. Lineage: Eukaryota; Metazoa; Chordata; Aves; Passeriformes; Fringillidae.
AUGUGACAGCAGCUGCCAUUUUCGGAGGACAUGUCCCAUCUUGCCGAGUGUCUUUUUCACAUAACAGUAUAUUUUCUUCAUCACCACGACAAUGCACUUCACUCCAGAAAACAGGAAUAAGGCCUAAUCCAGAGAAGGAUUUCCCAAUGACAGUGGUGAAGAACUUAGUCAUGUACACACAGCAAAACACACAAGAGGAUUGCUAAAGCACUGAGAUCCAUCAUGUCAGCAAUCAAUGGUUUAAGGCUCUGAGAAUCUAAACUGAAACUGAGCAAUGUAACACCCUCUGAAGGACUGCAAAUGUCUUAUGUGGGCAGAGCUGGAGAAAAUGAGGGGUCUCACCCUGUGCAGCUCAGCGGAAGUUUCUAAAGGAUCAGAAGAUGAAGCAAAGCAUGAAGGUUAACCUACGAAUAACCACGCUGGAUAUUGGAAUUGGAUAUAGAGGACGUACAUUAGAAAAACCGAGCAGGUGCUUAAGUGGUCACAGCUGUGACACGGCCUGAGCCGGGUGUCGCCUCAGGGGUGCUCCGUGCACUGCAGCGGCUGAGCGAACGUGAACUCGACAUCUACACCUGAACAUCGCCAGCACCCCACGGAAACCGGCGGUGCGUUGGCACCGGGACUUCCCCGCGGGCAUUGCUCGGCACGGAAGUGACGCGCGGGCGGGAAGUGACGGCGGCGGGAGCGCGGCGGCGCGGGGCCGGUGCGGCCAUGAACAGCCGCCUGCAGGAGAUCCGCGAGCGGCAGAAGCUCCGCCGCCAGCUCCUGGCGCAGCAGCUGGGGGCCGAGAACGCGGACAGCAUCGGCGCCGUGCUCAACAGCAAGGAUGAGCAGCGGGAGAUCGCGGAAACCAGGGAGACCUGCAGGGCUGCUUAUGAUACUUCUGCACCAAAUGCAAAACGUAAAUAUCCAGAUGAGGGAGAAGCUGAUGAGGAAGAGAUUGAAGAAUAUAAGGAUGAAGUAGAGCUGCAGCAAGAUGAAGAAAACCUGCCCUAUGAAGAAGAGAUUUACAAAGAUUCCAGUACCUUUCUUAAGGGCACUCAGAGCUUAAAUCCACACAACGAUUACUGCCAGCACUUUGUGGAUACAGGACACAGACCCCAGAACUUCAUCAGAGACGUUGGGUUAGCAGAUAGGUUUGAAGAAUAUCCAAAACUUAGAGAGCUCAUCAGAUUGAAGGAUGAGCUGAUAUCUAAAUCUAACACUCCUCCCAUGUAUUUGCAAGCAGACUUGGAAGCCUUUGAUAUUAGGGAACUGAAGUCCAAAUUUGAUGUGAUUCUCCUGGAGCCACCACUGGAAGAAUAUUACCGAGAGACUGGCAUUACUGCCAAUGAAAAAUGCUGGACCUGGGAUGAUAUCAUGAAAUUGGAAAUUGAAGAAAUUGCAGCCCCAAGGUCAUUUGUGUUUCUGUGGUGUGGCUCGGGCGAGGGUCUGGAUCUGGGCCGAGUGUGUCUGCGCAAAUGGGGUUACAGAAGAUGUGAGGACAUUUGCUGGAUUAAAACAAAUAAGAACAACCCUGGCAAAACCAAGACUCUAGACCCCAAGGCUGUCUUCCAAAGAACCAAGGAGCACUGCCUCAUGGGCAUCAAGGGCACCGUGCGCCGCAGCACCGACGGAGACUUCAUCCACGCCAACGUUGACAUCGACCUCAUCAUCACUGAGGAGCCCGAAAUUGGCAACAUAGAGAAACCUGUGGAGAUUUUUCACAUCAUUGAGCAUUUCUGCCUCGGGCGACGGCGGCUUCACCUCUUCGGGAGAGACAGCACAAUUCGACCAGGUUGGCUGACGGUGGGACCCACCCUGACCAACAGCAACUUCAACGCAGAAACGUAUUCCUCGUAUUUCACGGCUCCCAACUCCCACCUGACCGGCUGCACCGAGGAGAUCGAGAGGCUGCGGCCCAAGUCCCCGCCGCCCAAGUCCAAGUCCGACCGGGGUGGGGGUGCUCCCAGGGGAGGAGGAAGAGGAGGGACUUCGGCAGGACGGGGAGAAAGGGGCAGGGAGAGGAACAGAACCAACUUCCGUGGUGAGCGGGGAGGCUUCAGAGGGGGCCGUGGAGGGACCCAUCGAGGGGGCUUCCCCACCCGCUGAGGAGGUGACGGCUGCUUCCCCUGCCUACACCUCGUCUGGGAAUCUUUCCUGUAGUCUUGUUUUUCCUACAGUGAAUUCCUCUGGGGACUCAAGCUAGAUGACUUUUACAGUUGUUUUUGGUGUACACCAUUCCAGACAGUCGGCAUUGCAGUCUGGCACAGCUCCUCACCUGGCCAUGUCCUGCAUGGGCAGCACUGAGCUCAGAGCAGAGAGCACCAGCCCUUCACACCAGGGGUAGGAUGGAAAUUACCCCUUUGCUCUCCACUUGGGAACCUUCUGAGGUGGAGACUUCUUUUUCAACUUCAUUUUCUCCAAAACAUGGAUUCCUCCUCCGUCGUUGGAGGUUUGGGUUUAGACUGACUUGGAAUAAUAUGAUGGAGUGGGCAUGAAAUGCAGUUCUGAGUUGCAUGGCCACAGCAGACUUGCUGUCUGUGUCUGUACUGACACUUAUUUUAACUUCUCUAAAACCAAGGAGCAAAUGAAAUAAACAGAAUUCUAUUUUUUCUUAUUUGGUUUAAACUUCCCAAAUUAUUCCUGGGAAGAGGAAAAGGUUAAUUUUUAAUUUGUGGUGUAUAUGCGGUCACCUGUCGUGUCAGUAGUGGGGAGAGUGGUAAUUCUGUGCAGCUGUGUGUUGUCCUUCCUGGAAAGCACCGAGUUGUGCAUUUAUGUGCAGCCCAGAAACUGGGCACAGGUCUGGGCUGCUCCUUGAGUGGGGAUUUUCCCCCCUGUGUGUGUCUGUAACACCACCUUGUUCCUUGGGAGGGAAGAGCAGUGUCACUGCAGAGUGGUCCCAGAGACCUCGCUGGAGGGAGGAUUGCACCCGGGAGGUGAUGUGAGUGUGUGAUCUCUGACACAGGGAGCACUGAGGGAACGCAGUGCCGCCUUCCCUGAGGGUGUUGCACACAUUUGAGCAUGGCUCUUGCUGAUCCAGUGCAGUGUGGAAAGUAAGUGACCCCCUUCCCUAGGUACCAUCUCUGUUUUUAGCAAAACCACAACUCUGAGCUUCUUGUGCAGUUCUUGGUAGGCUGAACAAACCUGGCUUUUGAUGUCUCACGGUCUUAGGUGUGGGUUUUGGAAAACUGGCAUUUAAGUCUGAAUGUUUCUCCUGAAGUCCAGCUUUUAAAUAACUGUCUUUUAAAGUAUGGAUUAUUAAACAUGUUUAUCAAA